AUGGAAAAGAACAAGCCUUACAGCAGUUUCCGAGAAAAGGAUCUAGGGAUUGCGCUCACGGUAGCAGGCCUUCCCAGGUUCACCAGCCAGCCAGAAUCAUCAUCUGUCUAUAAAGGAAACAGUGCAAUCCUUAACUGUGAAGUCAAUGUUGACCUUGCACCGUUUGUGAGAUGGGAGCAGGAUCGCCAGCCAGUCUUUCUGGAUGAUCGUGUGUUUAAAUUACCAAGUGGAGCUCUAAUUAUUAGCAAUGCUAGUGAUACGGAUGGAGGAGUCUAUCGCUGCAUCAUUGAAAGUGGUGGAACCCCCAAAUACAGUGAUGAAGCAGAACUCAAAAUUCUUCCAGAUCCCCAGGUGUCACAGAACUUGAUGUUUUUGAGGCAGCCCUCUUCACUUACUAAAGUUACUGGGCAAAGUGCGGUUUUUCCAUGUGUUGCCGUAGGAUUUCCAACUCCAUCUAUCAGGUGGACAAGAAAUGAAGAAGAGCUUAUCACAGAAGGCUAUGAAAGAUACCUUCUGCUCGCGGGAGGAAGUCUGGAGAUCAGUGAUGUUACGGAAGCGGAUGUUGGGACAUACACCUGCAGAGCGGAUAAUGGAAAUGAGACCAUCGAAGCUCAGGCAGAACUUACGGUUCAAGUUCCUCCUGAAUUUCUGAAGCGGCCUGCAAAUAUUUAUGCUCAUGAAUCUAUGGACAUUGUGUUUGAGUGUGAGGUGACUGGAAAACCCACUCCAACUGUGAAAUGGGUCAAGAAUGGCGACAUGGUGAUCCCAAGUGACUAUUUCAAAAUUGUUAAAGAACAUAAUCUGCAAGUUCUGGGUCUGGUGAAAUCAGAUGAAGGAUUCUAUCAGUGCAUUGCAGAAAAUGAUGUUGGAAAUGCACAGGCUGGAGCCCAGCUGAUAAUACUUGACCUUGAUGUUGCCAUCCCAACAUUACCUCCCACUUCACUGACCAGUGCCACUAAUGACCAUCUAGCACCAGCUACAACAGGACCAUUGCCUUCAGCCCCGCGGGAUGUCGUGGCCACCCUUGUCUCCACUCGCUUCAUCAGACUGACAUGGCGGACACCUGUAUCAGACCCUCAAGGAGACAACCUCACCUAUUCAAUCUUCUAUACCAAGGAGGGUAUAAACAGGGAACGCGUUGAAAAUACAAGUCGUCCUGGAGAGACACAAGUGAUGAUCCAGAACCUGAUGCCAGAAACGGUUUAUGUCUUUCGGGUUGUGGCUCAGAACAAGCAUGGCCCUGGAGAGAGCUCAGUACCACUGAAGGUGGCAACUCAGCCUGAGGUUCAACUUCCUGGUCCAGCACCCAAUAUCCGAGCAUACGCCAGUUCACCCACCUCCGUUACUGUCACCUGGGAAACGCCGUUGUCUGGCAAUGGAGAAAUCCAGAAUUACAAGCUCUAUUACAUGGAGAAGGGGCAGGACACUGAACAGGAUGUUGAUGUAGGAGGACUCUCCUACACCAUUAAUGGAUUAAAGAAAUACACAGAGUAUAGUUUCCGAGUGGUAGCUUACAAUAAACACGGUCCUGGAGUCUCAACCCAAGAUGUUGUCGUACAAACGUUGUCAGAUGUCCCCAGUGCUCCACCACAAAAUCUAACACUGGAGGUACGGAAUUCCAAGAGCAUCAUGCUACACUGGCAGCCACCUCCUGCAGGGACGCACAGUGGACAAAUCACUGGCUACAAAAUUCGCUACCGUAAAAUGUCCCGCAAGAGUGAUGUAACAGAAAGCAUUGGUGGGACCCAGCUUUUUCAACUAAUUGAAGGUCUUGAGCGAGGUACAGAAUACAGCUUCCGAGUAGCGGCCUUGACUGUUAAUGGUACUGGACCAGCUACUGACUGGAUAUCAGCAGAAACGUUUGAGAGUGAUCUAGAUGAAACUCGUGUUCCUGAAGUUCCAAGUUCCUUACAUGUCCGUCCGCUUGUCACCAGUAUCGUAGUAAGCUGGACUCCACCUGAAAACCAGAACAUCGUGGUGAGGGGCUACGCUAUAGGGUAUGGCAUUGGCAGUCCCCACGCACAGACCAUCAAGGUGGACUAUAAACAGAGAUACUAUACCAUUGAAAACUUAGAUCCAAGCUCCCACUAUGUCAUAACUCUGAAAGCCUUUAACAAUGUUGGUGAAGGAAUCCCUCUCUAUGAGAGUGCGGUGACCCGGCCUCACUCAGACACUUCCGAGGUUGAUUUGUUUGUUAUUAAUGCUCCAUACACUCCAGUGCCAGAUCCAUCUCCCAUGAUGCCACCGGUGGGAGUUCAGGCUUCCAUCCUGAGCCAUGACACCAUACGGAUCACUUGGGCAGACAACUCUCUGCCAAAGAACCAGAAGAUCACAGAUGCUCGCUACUACACAGUUCGCUGGAAAACCAAUAUUCCUGCAAAUACAAAGUACAAGACUGCAAAUGCAACCACUUUGAGCUAUUUAGUGACUGGGUUAAAACCAAAUACCUUGUAUGAAUUCUCCGUGAUGGUGACUAAAGGUCGAAGAUCAAGUACUUGGAGUAUGACAGCACAUGGAACAACUUUUGAAUUAGUUCCUACUUCUCCUCCCAAAGACGUGACUGUGGUGAGCAAAGAGGGAAAACCUCGGACAAUAAUUGUUAACUGGCAGCCUCCAUCCGAAGCCAAUGGCAAAAUUACAGGGUACAUCAUUUACUACAGUACGGAUGUGAAUGCUGAAAUACAUGAUUGGGUUAUUGAACCUGUCGUGGGAAACAGACUGACCCAUCAGAUACAAGAAUUGACCCUUGAUACGCCUUAUUAUUUCAAGAUUCAGGCCCGCAACUCGAAGGGCAUGGGGCCUAUGUCUGAGGCAGUUCAGUUCAGAACUCCAAAAGCUGAAUCCUCAGAUAAAAUGCCUAAUGAUCAAGCUUCAGGAUCUGCAGGGAAAGGAAGCCGCCCAGUGGACAUAGGACCAGAUUACAAACCUCCACUUGGGGGCAGUAACAGCCCCCAUGGAAGUCCUACUUCUCCCUUGGACAGCAACAUGCUCCUUGUAAUCAUAGUGUCUGUUGGAGUGAUCACCAUUGUGAUAGUGGUGAUAGUCGCUGUCUUCUGCACCCGUCGUACAACUUCUCACCAAAAAAAGAAACGAGCUGCCUGCAAAUCAGUGAAUGGGUCCCAUAAGUACAAAGGAACCUCCAAAGAUGUCAAACCUCCUGACCUUUGGAUCCAUCAUGAAAGGCUGGAGCUAAAACCCAUUGAUAAAUCUCCAGAUCCCAAUCCAAUCAUGACAGAUACCCCAAUCCCUCGCAACUCCCAAGACAUCACCCCAGUUGAUAAUUCCAUGGACAGCAAUAUCCAUCAAAGACGGAAUUCCUACAGAGGGCAUGAGUCAGAGGAUAGCAUGUCCACACUGGCAGGAAGAAGGGGAAUGAGGCCCAAGAUGAUGAUGCCUUUUGAUUCUCAACCACCUCAGCCUGUGAUUAGUGCUCAUCCCAUCCAUUCACUCGAUAACCCUCACCAUCAUUUCCACUCCGGCAGCCUCGCUUCUCCAACUCGCAGCUAUCUCCAUCACCAGGUCAGCCCGUGGCCGAUUGGCACAUCCAUGUCCCAUUCAGACAGGGCCAAUUCCACAGAAUCUGUUCGAAACACACCUAGCACGGACACCAUGCCAGCCUCCUCGUCUCAGACGUGUGCUGACCACCAGGAUCCUGAAAGCACCCCAGGGGCUUACCUGGCUAAUGCCCCAGAGGAGGACUCUGCUCAGAACCUCCCGACGGCGCACGUCCGUCCUUCCCACCCGCUGAAGAGCUUCGCGGUGCCGGCGGUUCCACCCCCCGGCUCCACCUACGACCCAGCACUGCCCAGCACGCCGCUGCUGACUCAGCAAGCUCCUAACCAUCCAGUUCACUCGGUGAAGACUGCGUCAAUUGGGACUUUAGGAAGAACCCGGCCUCCUAUGCCAGUGGUAGUUCCCAGUGCCCCUGACGUGCAGGAGACCACCAGGAUGCUGGAGGACUCAGAAAGCAAUUACGAACCGGAUGAGCUGACCAAAGAGAUGGCCCACCUGGAAGGACUUAUGAAGGACCUUAAUGCCAUCACUACAGCAUGACCACCUUCACCAGGACAUGACUCCAAACAAUUUCACAAGUCUUGGGACUCAGCCUUAAAAAAAAAAAAAAAAAAAAAAAAAGAAAAAAAAAAGAAAAGAGGGACAGCACAUGAGAACAUACACAGAAAGCAAACGAACCAACCAGUGCAUUUGUGCUACAGCUGGUGAAAAAGAGAUGACCUUUCCUGUCAUCGUCCUGCAAUGAAGUCAUUGCCAAGUUGAAUUCCUUUUACCUGCUGAGACCGUGCAGGAUGGGACGCAUCAGGCUGAAAUCUAGCAUCCAGACAAAAGGAAAAAAAAGUGGACUUCACAUACUUUUUUUUUUCUGGUCAGGUUUUGUCUCAGUGGUGUGAUUGCCCUGCCUUUUCAGUGUUGGACAUUCGCAUUUAUGUACAAUUUUAUUUGUGUUUUUAUUUUAUCUUUUUUUAUAAAAAGGAAAAAAUACUGUAAUAAAAAAAAAAAGAGAAACUGUUGUUUUCCACAGCCUAGACUGACAUUUGACUGCUUGUUCUAUUGUGUAUGAAAAUUCAUUGCCAGCGUGGGUUGUUCUGUUUUGUUUUUUAUUCUGCGUAUAAUUAUGUCCCCUUCUGGCAGUUAAUCCAUGGCCUUUUGGGAUGCUGCACUGCUAUUUGUAAGCUUUUUUAUUAUUUUUAUAUUAUAAUUAUUAAAAGCCUGACUUUCUCCUCUCAUCACUGUGAGAUUACCAGUCUGUUUGAAUUGAAAUGUAAUUUGAAAGGCUUGUUUGUCGCUUUUUGUGCAGUUUCAAUAUUUUGAGUGGGGAAAAGUAGAUGGGGAAGGGGAGGGGAUCCAGUGGGAGGUUUCAUUAUUGUUGUUUUCCUGUCUUUCUACAUUGACUCGAAAGACUGAAGAAAAUGAAAGCAUCUUCUGUAACGUCCUUCCUUGUAACUUCAGCAUACUGUGUCUCUGGUUACCGAAUUAAGUGAGAGUCUCAUUUAGAAACAUUAAAAAAAAAAAAAAUUCCUCCUGUAAAGUAGGGUUCCUUAUGUUUAGGUGACACUAGAGCUUAUUUUGGCAACAGUGCUCUGUUUUGUUGUUGUUAGUUUAAAGUGCAGGUUGAGCACUGGUUCAGCAUGGAGAGCUCAGCACAGGCAGCAGUGCACGGCGCUUCUCUGCUGGUGGGGCUUAGGUCUGACCUACCUGGACCUCGCAGAGGCAGAGAACUGUGAACCUCUUCUCAUCAGCAACAUACCCCGUCACACUUUUGAGAACACUACAUGUCCACAGGAUCCUUCAGCAGCAAGUCCAACCCCAGUGCAAUUUCUCUAUCCCAGGCCAUUAAAACAAGAAUCCUUCUCUUGAGGAUUCUUCAGAGACAUAAGCAAGGCAAAAAUGUAUUUUUUUACACUUUUGAAACCAUUUGAAAAGAAAAACAGUAUUAGCAACUCAGGUGCUGUUCACAUAUCUGUCUGGAAAGGAAGGAAAGUUCAAAGGGAAUUCCUAUAUGAAAGGAAGGAAAAAGGUUUUUUCUUCUCUCCUUGUAUGAUUGCCUGCCUCCGCCCUGUUCUGUAAGGAGGAAUGGCAUAAAAAGAAGGUAUUUUAGUUAAGCUAAUAUCCAGCUGCCCAACAAACUUGUGCCAUUUCACUUUCAAGAUGAAAGGAAACUCAAAACUUACUGGUGAUUCAGAGAGUGUGUUCCUCCCUCGCAGUCUGAUCUGUGGUCUGGGUGGUGACAGUGGGGGACACGCUGGUAACAGGCGUUUCAGGGGCAGGGCACUGCUGCUCUAGCCCACAGUGCCUCUGCUGCACAGCUGGACCUCUUGGAACAUUAAGAGGAAACUGUAACCUACUUAAAUU
Molecule: messenger RNA, 5868 nt
Organism: Athene cunicularia (burrowing owl)
Lineage: Eukaryota; Metazoa; Chordata; Aves; Strigiformes; Strigidae
Gene: NEO1
Product: neogenin 1
Exons: 29
Coding region: 1-4053 (1350 amino acids)
Biological process (GO): cell-cell adhesion
Cellular component (GO): membrane
Molecular function (GO): protein binding
Source: RefSeq, a predicted model, not a curated record